Monodelphis domestica (gray short-tailed opossum) is the source of this 604-nucleotide messenger RNA. RefSeq lists its product as uncharacterized. NCBI's taxonomy places the organism in Eukaryota, Metazoa, Chordata, Mammalia, Didelphimorphia, Didelphidae. Gene Ontology annotation, biological process: regulation of transcription by RNA polymerase II. Gene Ontology annotation, molecular function: DNA-binding transcription factor activity, RNA polymerase II-specific; RNA polymerase II cis-regulatory region sequence-specific DNA binding. The record is from RefSeq and is a predicted model, not a curated record.
GGUGAGAAGGGGAUAUGCUAGACUCAAAACACAUGGGGAGAAUUGACCCAGUCAAGCUUGAUUAACCCCAAAGUCCCUCAAUCUCCACCUUCUCACCUCUGUACCUAAUUGGCUUGUGGGGAGGAGCUGUGGGCAGGUUCCUCCUGAAUCACCUGUGGCUGAGAAAGGGGAGAUCCAACUGGGGAAGCUGGAGGAUGAACUCUCUCGUGGCUUAUUCUUCUCUUGGCCUCUCUUGCUAAGGUUGCUUCUCUCCUCCUCUCUCAGAGGAAACAAGGAAGAAGAACUGAUGGCAGCUGCAGACCUGAGGGUCAGGUCUCAGGGUCCUGUGAAGUUUGAGGAUGUGGCAAUAUACCUCUGGAAGGAGGAAUGGGAACUAAUGGACUCCACUCAGAAGAGACUGUACAGGCAGGUGAUGCUGGAGACUUACGAGAAUGUCCUCUCAGUGGGAACUCCUCAUGACAAGCCAGCAAUGAUUGUGCAUCUGGAACAAGGGGAAACGGCAUGGAGCCCAGCUCUGCAGAGACCUGGGAAGGAAAAGGGAAGGCUCCACGGCCACCGCCUGGGUGAGCAAGGUGAGAGGCAGGGGAAGAAGUCACAGGCUUAG